AUGUGUAAGCUUAAAGAACAAGGAGGCAUGGGCUUUCGGGAAUUAGAAAGCUUUAAUCAAGCGCUUUUGGCCAAGCAAGGUUGGAAAAUUUUGACCAAUCCCGAUUGCCUCAUGGCUAAGGUGUUGAAAGCUCUUUACUUCCCUCAUAAUAAUUUUCUUGAGGCGAAAGUGGGUCACUAUGGUUCUCAUAUUUGGCGUGGUAUAGUGUGGGGCCGUGAGCUUCUUCUCAAAGGAUACCGGUGGCAUAUUGGGAAUGGGCUUACCAUAAGAAUCAAUGAAGAUCCUUGGCUUCCUAGAGGGGCACCCUUUGCUCUUCGAUCAAAAGUAAAUGUUCCCGAGGGGGUUACUAUCCAUACACUUCUAAACCAUGAUGGGUCUUGGAAGGGUGAUGAACUUACUGGCUGGUUUCACCAUGAAGAUAUCCCUUAG
Molecule: messenger RNA, 429 nt
Organism: Cannabis sativa
Lineage: Eukaryota; Viridiplantae; Streptophyta; Magnoliopsida; Rosales; Cannabaceae
Exons: 1
Coding region: 1-429 (142 amino acids)
Source: RefSeq, a predicted model, not a curated record